GUGACUGCCGCGGCUCCUGACCCGGAAUUAAAUCCUGGCCCCGCCCCCUCCGCCGGGUAUCUUUCGGCAACAGGCGUGGGUCACGCUCCCGUUCGUUCUCUUUCUGCCGCCAUCUUGGUUCCGCGUUCCCCGCACAAAAUGCCCGGUGAAGCCACAGAAACCGUCCCUGCUACAGAGCAGGAGUUGCCACAGCCACAGGCUGAGACAGGGUCUGGAACAGAAUCUGAUAGCGAUGAGUCAGUACCAGAGCUUGAGGAACAGGAUUCCACACAAGCAACCACACAACAAGCUCAGCUGGCGGCGGCAGCUGAAAUCGAUGAAGAGCCAGUCAGUAAAGCAAAACAGAGCCGGAGUGAAAAGAAGGCACGAAAGGCUAUGUCCAAACUGGGUCUUCGGCAGGUUACAGGGGUUACGAGAGUCACUAUCCGAAAAUCAAAGAACAUCCUCUUUGUCAUCACAAAGCCAGACGUCUACAAAAGCCCAGCAUCAGAUACCUACAUAGUUUUUGGAGAAGCAAAGAUUGAAGAUUUGUCUCAGCAAGCACAGCUAGCAGCUGCAGAAAAAUUCAAAGUUCAGGGUGAGGCGGUCUCAAACAUCCAGGAAAACACGCAAACUCCAACUGUACAAGAGGAGAGUGAAGAGGAAGAGGUUGACGAAACCGGUGUAGAAGUUAAAGACAUAGAAUUAGUCAUGUCACAAGCAAAUGUAUCAAGAGCAAAGGCAGUUCGAGCCCUGAAGAACAACAGUAAUGAUAUUGUAAAUGCUAUUAUGGAACUAACAAUGUAACCAUCUGGGGAAAAAAAAAAAACACUUUUAGGGACGGGUACUACAAGAGUAUCUGCAGCUGUGGUUUGAAAUUUGUACUGUUUCUAUCAAUAAAGUUAUGGCUUCUUGUUGGAUGAA
Molecule: messenger RNA, 903 nt
Organism: Erinaceus europaeus (western European hedgehog)
Lineage: Eukaryota; Metazoa; Chordata; Mammalia; Eulipotyphla; Erinaceidae
Gene: NACA
Product: nascent polypeptide associated complex subunit alpha
Exons: 8
Coding region: 139-786 (215 amino acids)
Biological process (GO): protein targeting to membrane
Cellular component (GO): nascent polypeptide-associated complex; cytoplasm
Source: RefSeq, a predicted model, not a curated record